AUGGCUGGUAUUACUCCACGACAUCAUGCAAAUCUUGAUAGCGCGCGCUGGAAACUUCAGAAAACCCACCAACAUGCAUCACUCUAUUCGGAACGCAUUCGACGCGUACGUACGGACCUUUAUCUUCCUGGAGACAAUUGGCAGGAUCCGAAGGUAUUGAUGAUGAGUGGUACGAUUCAAUCACCCCUGGAUGAUGUCAUGCUUGGCAUGGCAAUUCCCACGUUUGAAGCUCUAAAAAUUUGCAUGUCAACGCUUGGAAACCGAGAAACUGGUGGCGUUUGCCUGCGAAACUUGUUGGACCGACGAACAAGAAACCGUUAUAGAAUUCAUCUAGUAUUUUGCUUGGUAAGUCGGCUGCCGUGGCUUGUAAGUAAAGUGGUGAAACCUCGAGACUUUCUGCUUCUUUCGACGUCAGGGAUCAUUACGACGGCCGAUGGCGAGCGAAUUGGUUAUGAUUUGCUGCAACCGGCACCACUUCCACAAUACGGGAAUGUUGAUAUGUAUGUCCAGCAAUAUGUGGAGGCGCUAGGCAGUGUGAUUGAAUCGUUCGUCAUCAACCACACUUGGCAAGCUUUCUUUGGCUUUCUCAGCUCUCCACUGCUUUUUGAGCAUAAGAGACUACGGUGGUGUAUUGCCAAUACGAGCAACGCCCGUCGAAGAUGGCUGGCAAACACGGGUGAUUCAAUGAGUUGUGUUCUGUGCUCUGUGGCUUUUGAUCGAGCUGUCUAUAGUCGCGGCAAUGACCAGCAAAGCUGUGUACUUUGCUUAGCUUCAGUGUGUUCGCAUUGUCGUGAAGAACGAGUGUUUAAGGUGCUGGAGCGACAGCCAAAGAAGAAACAUAUGUCAAUUACGAAGAGACAAGUGCACGUUUGUCGACCGUGCCUGGAGUUUGUUCGAAGACACAAACCAGCGGAUAUUGCAAGACAUAACAGCAUGAUGGAUCGGUUAACUCCAGCUUCUAAUUCUACAGGAGACGACAACGAUUUCAGAAAAUUAUCAUGGGGACUUCUCGACAGCGAUUCAAUGCCCACGUGGUCGCCGAGUCGAUCCUUGUCUAUGCCGCGUAAUUCACCAGAGUCAUUUGGCUAG
Messenger RNA from Peronospora belbahrii, 1089 nucleotides. Lineage: Eukaryota; Oomycota; Peronosporomycetes; Peronosporales; Peronosporaceae. The record is from the annotation of a GenBank genome assembly.